This is a messenger RNA of Aphanomyces astaci, 3829 nucleotides long. RefSeq lists its product as hypothetical. NCBI's taxonomy places the organism in Eukaryota, Oomycota, Saprolegniomycetes, Saprolegniales, Verrucalvaceae. Gene Ontology annotation, cellular component: protein phosphatase type 2A complex; cytoplasm. The coding region runs from base 74 to 3340 and encodes 1088 amino acids. Gene Ontology annotation, molecular function: protein phosphatase regulator activity; protein binding. Gene Ontology annotation, biological process: protein dephosphorylation. The transcript is spliced from 18 exons. The record is from RefSeq and is a predicted model, not a curated record.
CGCUUUUGCAAUAAAUACAAAGGACGCGGCGACGGGGAGCCUUUCACCGACAAAUCCACUUCGUGCAUUGAAUAUGGGCUUCCUUGAUCUGUUUGGGCCGCCACAGGAAUCUCGACGGUCCAAGGAUUCCUUGCCGUCCGUCGCGUCAACUCGCCCUGACAAACAUCGCGGCGCUGAUACGUUCCAAGUACCUGUGGAUCUCAACACAGCAUGGCGGUAUUUCCGCCACGACCUCACGAGCCACCAUGAUGCAGAAACAUCCCUUGCUGACGCCCCGCCGGCAGCGUUUACCUUAUGGAGUCCGCGCGCCAUGGACGUCAAUCUUCUUCACAUAUCCAUUCGUUUAGAGCAUGGCACGAUUGAGCACUCUGUCGUGGGUGUCUUGGGCCCAGGUUUUCACCUCGUCCUGCCUUGCCUCAAAGCAGACUCGAACUCGCACACGACUGCGUGCGGCAUGUGUGUGCGCAUCGUCGACCUGGACGUGCAUCUGCGCAUCCACCACGUCCAUGCCACCGUGGGAUGCCGCGUCGAACACCGCGACAUUUGCAUUUACGAGCGAGUGCCAUGGUCCUUACUCCCUACCAAGUUCACGUCGGCGUCGGUGUCUCUCGUACUGCCACGUCACGCUGUCUUCUCCAUGCUUCGGCUUGUGCACAUGGAUCAAGGGACGGUCGUGGUGUCGGACGUCCAGCCCCGCAGCGCCGCCGCCGUCGCCGGGAUUCGGCCUGGCUUUCGUGUCGUGCAUGUUAACGACGAGGACGUGACGAGUGUGCAUCAGCUGUACACACUGACAACCUCAACGCCAUCAUCGCCUUCUUCUUCGUAUCUCUCGUUGCAUUUUGCAGAGAGCGACCGCCACGGCGAUAGCUUGUACCAAGUGACGUUGCAUGGCUCGACCGAUAACGUCAUUUUUGAUUGGAGUCGCUGUGGCAUCAAGUGCCGACGGGUGCUGGACAUGGUGUUUGUCAUGGAAGUGGGCUGCUCCCCCUACGCCCAGCACUGUGGUAUUGCCCGAGGCAAUUGUAUUGUCGCGGUCAACGGCACACGCGUGCCGUUCAUGGGGUUUGAAGCCGUGAGUGAGUUCAUUUCAGGGAGUCCGCGGUUCCGACUGCCGCUGACACUGGACUUGCUUGACACAACCCACGAAGUGUACAUGGCGCUAGUCGACACGGAGCGGCGGCUCUCGACGGCGUCGCUACGGCUGUUCCACAUGGACAAGGCAACGGAACAGCUGCGGAUGCUCUUUGUCACCGUCCACUCGGCGGUGCUGGUGCCGCUCGGUCUAGCGGACGUCCACGACACGUGCGGACUGGCGGCGCUGGGCCUCACGACUCGGCGGGCGCUGUUGCCUUUUCUCCUCGCCACGUCGCGCCGGCCGCAAGCGCCCGACUUUGUUCGCCUAGUCAAGACCCUCCAGAGCCAGUUCCGGCGCGCGAGUGCGCUGGGGCCCGUGGCCGCGCAGUUUGUGAGCAUCGUCCUGUACACGUGCUGCUGUGCCGACGACGGCGUCGUGUCCCGCGAGGCCGCGGGGGCAUUUCGAGAGAUCAUCCGGAUGCUGCCCCUGAACGUGGUGCUGCUGUACGUGGUGCCGCUUGUCAACCGGAUGAAAACCAGCAGCAAAGCGUCGGUACGACUGGCAUCGAUUGGCGUCGUGGCCGAGUUGAUUACGCGCGUGCACCAAAAGACUCUGGCUAUUCGGCUGCACGACCAACACGACACCAAGCCUGACUCGCCAUGGCCGUGGACGGGCGUCGGGGACAUGGAAGCGUUGCGGUGGCGGCACCAGAUGCUCGAAGCCGGCAUCCUCUUUGCCGAGCUGAGCACAGACAACGACCCGACCGUGUCGUGCGCCGCGCGCCAGUACCUGCCGUCGACGCUGGCGGACCUGAUGCCGUUCGACGUCAACUGGAUGUGGAUCGUGCCGCUGGUGGAAGUGUUGUCCAAGGCACUCAUGCCUGACAGCCGCCUCGACGCGCUGUACAUGUGCCUCCAGCUGGCGGCGCACCACCCGACCACGUCCUUCUGGCGCAUGCGCCUCGCGGGGGUGUUUGCCACCUUGGCCAACGACGGCAACAACUCGAUCCGCAAGGCCGCGGCCGACAAAUUCGUCGACUUUUUGAUGAAAAUCCACCUCCGGGAACUGGCCGACGAGUUCGACGACACGUGUCACGGGGCUUCGAGUCGCCACAAAGCGAGCAGUUCGUUCUUGAUCUUGUCCGACACACAGAGAGAGUGCCCUGGGGACUGCGCAGGAUCCGCCGAGAGCCACGUGUCGGACGUCCGUCGGCGGUGCAUGAGCUCGGUGGACGAACUGCCAUCGGCGGAAGAGAACGCGCACAUCUUGUUUACGCUCUUGGAUGCGUUUACCAACCUGUUGCAGGAUGCGCCAGUGGAGAUGCAGAAAAUCGCGUGUCGACACGUCCGUGAGGUGGCGGCGCUGUUUGGCCGCGAUAUUCUGGUCAAGUUUUUGGUCCCCGCGAUCCAAGAUGUGAUUGUCACCGACAUGCACGAGUGCAAGUGCCACGGCAGCAGCGCCGUGUACGACUCGGUGCAUCACAUUCUGGCGCGAGAACUGUGUUGCGUGACGCCACUUCUAACGGGGAUGCCCGAUGUCAUCACGUCCGACAUUGUGCCGUUCCUAGCUCGCUUGUUUCAGAAUGUCCACCACACCCAUAUCUUGGUGGAAAUCGUCGAAAACUUCGAUUCGCUGGGCUAUGCGCUGGGGGACGCACGCUUUCUCGAGCAUGUGGCGCCCCUCGUCGCGGGUAUCGUCGACGCCGAGUGGAAGCUGCGCGUGGCGUGGGCGUACAACUUGGCGCCGCUUCUGCGGUGGCUGGGCGUCGAUGCGUUCAUGGCGACGUUUCAGUCGAGUCUCGAGGCACUGACGGUCGAUGGAGUGGCCCAAGUCCGGCAGCUGGCGUUGGAGGCAUGGGUCGCGGUGGUCGACUUGGAAGGGCAACAUGUCCCGUUGACUGGAGAUGCCGACGACCGAAUGUGGACGAAGACGGCGCUGGCGUUCGUUCGACAGAUGACGCUGACGGGAAACCACCACGUGCGCAUCCUCUGCGUCCAUUUCUACGCUACUGUGUCACACAUGCUGACAAGCGAGCAAGUCGAGAGCGACGUCGUGCCAGCGCUGACGUUGUUGUGUCAGGACGUGGUGCCUAACGUGCGCGUCGCAUGUGCCCGUGAAUUGAGAAACAUGACAGUGUCCCAUGCACACGGCGAAAUGCUGGUCGCCAGGUUGCAACUAGAUACCGACCUGGACGUCAAGAGCUACUGCAGCAACCACCACCACGAUGACAACGACGACGUGAACGCAAUACAACUCCAUGGGUAGUUGUAAAUAGAUGUAAGAUACACGACGCUAGAACAUGCAAUCAAUCACGAUGGGUUCGCUCGGAUGCAAGCAACGGUGGUGGAGUCACAAUGUUCCAUUUGUCAUGCAUAUCUUCUACAGGGGCGUCGUUUACCACUUGGUCAACUUGUUGCGUUCGUCGGCCAACUCGGUGGCUUCCGCGACCUUGUCGUGCAAGUAGAAGUUGUAAGGUUCUUGGAUCUUUUGGAUUUCUUCCGGCAAGUACGUGCGCUUGAAGCUCAGGUCGGCGGCGCGGGAAAGACGGCGGGUGCGGGCCAAGGACUGGUCGCGGUCGAGCCAGUGCACGGCGCGUUGGACUUCCGAGGUUUCAACGAGGGCAUCGUCGUAACGAAGGCCGAGCUGACGAAGUUGCUUGGCCACGCUCUUCUGGUACAGCUUGGCGAUUUGACCGAGCACCAUCUUUCUGGGAAUAUGAGCAGUCAGUUCCUUCGUUUGUGGCGUGCAGCAGCC